This is a messenger RNA of Ogataea haglerorum, 1662 nucleotides long. RefSeq lists its product as uncharacterized. Lineage: Eukaryota; Fungi; Ascomycota; Pichiomycetes; Pichiales; Pichiaceae. The coding region runs from base 1 to 1662 and encodes 553 amino acids. Gene Ontology annotation, biological process: positive regulation of anaphase-promoting complex-dependent catabolic process; anaphase-promoting complex-dependent catabolic process; positive regulation of ubiquitin protein ligase activity. Gene Ontology annotation, cellular component: anaphase-promoting complex. The record is from RefSeq and is a predicted model, not a curated record. Gene Ontology annotation, molecular function: anaphase-promoting complex binding; protein binding; ubiquitin ligase activator activity. The transcript has a single exon.
AUGAGCUUAAAACAGACGGGCAAGUAUGGCUCUCAAAAAUCUUUCAGGAACCACAACUAUACAUCCAGAAAUGACCUAAACUACGACAACAUUACCGACAGAUUCAUUUCAACCCUAGAAGAUAAUGGAAAUCAAGGGUAUUAUCGAAGCAUUAUAACCAAAUCCUCGGGAUUCCACAACAAGCAAAAUGAGAUAACAAGUCCAAUAACAGGUGAAAAUGGGUUCUUCGACAACCCGUUUCUGAUUCGCGAUGAUAACUUUCUACUGAGAUCCAACCAAGAGUCGUCCACAAGACAAACUGGUAACUUGUCUGAAGAUGAUAUUGCAAGGCGAUUUGACGACCUCUCUGUUAACGACGCAUCAGAGUCAGAACCAUUUCAAAAAGAGGACGCCAAUUUACAUAAAGUAAGUGUUGCGAAAGCUUUGGGAUUUCGUAUCAAGUCGCGGAUUCUGAAUUUCAGACCGUCCAGAGUGUCCAAUUUAAGAAAGAAACCCGUUGGGGACAUGAUCGAGAAUAAACAGCCACCCCAAUCAGAUAUAGGCGGUAGCACGAUAGCAAGCCCUCCCAGCUUGAGCAACACGUCAAAAGAGAAAAUUAAAACAGAAGUCAAAUUCAAGGUUUUGGAUGCUCCGGGCCUCAGGAACGAUUUCUAUGCCAAUGUAGUUUCUUGGGGCAGAAAAAGUGAUCGGAUCGCCGUAGGUUUGGGAACUGUGGUUUACACAUGGAGCAACAAAACUGGAACAACACCACUGCAGACAAUAGAAGAGGUAAUUUCAUGCGUUUCAUAUAGUUACGAUGACAUAUUGGCUGUUGGAACAAAAACGGGACGAGUUAUCAUAUACUCUGAAAAUGCAAGGACGAUCAAUACAACAUCAAUUCUUAGACCCAGCACAGGCAUUUGCUGUAUCUGCUGGAUCAAAGAAACAAGUUCAUUUUUUGCAGGGGACGAUCUAGGAGAAGUCACAUUAUACGAGUUGGUUGAGGUAGAUAAUGGGCAGAAUUCACCUCAAUAUCGACUCACAGUAGGGUGCUCUUUCAAAUGCAAUGAACAACAGAUAUGUGGUAUCGACGUAAGUCCGGACAGGCAACAAGUGACCAUUGGCGGAAACGACAAUUGUUGCACCAUCUGGGAUAUCAGCAAUCUGCACAAACCGAUACUAAAGUCAUGUCUCCCUCACCAAGCCGCUGUCAAAGCCAUCGCAUAUUGCCCAUGGAUGCCACAUUUACUUGCAACCGGGGGAGGAUCCAAAGAUAGGAACAUCCGAUUCUGGCACACAAACACCGGCACCUUACUUGACAAAAUCCAGACCAAGGGACAAGUUACGUCUUUGAUUUGGUCCAAAUCGAGGAAGGAGAUACUUGCAACCUUUGGAUUUGGUGAUAAUACAGAAAAGCCUGUUUUAAUAUCUGUUUAUUCGUAUCCAUCAAUGAAGUUGCAAGUCAAGCUGGCAUCGACAUCUAACAUUCGGGUAUUGAGCGCAGUUUCUUCCCAUGACUCGAAGUCAAUUUGUACUGCAAUUAGCGACCAGUCUGUCCGUAUCUAUUCCAUUUGGAACUCAAAAUAUGACCUGACAAAUGGCGAAUAUGAUAGCGGGCUUUUUGGCAGCGAGCUCAUCGAGUUGGAAGAAGGGGUUGAUAGCGGUUUCGACAUUAUAAGAUGA